AGCAUCUCCUUUACUUUCUCGGAGACUCCAGAGUCUACGACAACAGUACUCUCCGAAACAAACUCGAAACAACACCACACCGAUCGAUUGUCAGAGAAGGGCAAUGGCGAAUGAAAAAUCGGUUAUGGCAGUUAUUAGGGCUGCGAGGCCCACUUUUAGGAACAAUUACGACAAGAUUGUUUUUGCGGUCCACGCGUCCUUUCUCUCUUCGGGGUACGUGCUCACGGCUUCUGGACCCUCCGCGUUCUCCGAUGACACACUCUCGUCUCCCUCCACCGAUGAGGUAGGAAUUGAUCACUGGAAUGAACUCAACGAUGAGUAUGCUUUCGUGUAUGUAAACCCCGAGACUUCGAAGAAGGUUCUCGUUAAGUGUCUUGUUAUGAACGGUAAAUUGCUUGUUGAUGCUUUGGCUGCCGGUGCACCGGAGCAUGUCCAUCUCGAAAUUGAUGCUGAUAAGUAUGUUGCCGACAAUGGAGGCACCAACUAUUCUGAGCAUUAUAAGAGUUUGGAGAAUCUGGUGAAGUGCCUGAAUUCGCAGAUUUUGUCUAAAUUGGACCCAUCGUUAAAGCCCACCUCAUCAAGUAAUCCUACAAGGUCAGAACCACCCAAUCAAGAAUCAAGGCGUAGUGUAAAUGAACCUGGCUUUGGAUUUGUGGAACCAAGUGGCCGUCAUAUCCAUCCGUCAGGAGUUGUAGUACCUCCUGUAUAUCCUCCAGGUGGUGAUACUGAUCGUUUUCCAAUAGUUGGUGGAGAUAGGGAUCUUUAUCCGGGGCUUGGUGCUGGAAUAUAUCCUCGGGGUGAUUUUGGAACCAGUGGGGGCAUGCUUCUAGGACCUAAUGAUCCUUGGUGGUUUGGUGGAAGUGAUGGAAGACCCGGUUUCCUUGGAGGACAACCGGGCGUUCCUCCGGGUGCUCGUUUUGAUCCCUAUGGUCCACCUGAUGUUCCUGGUUUUGAGCCUAAUCGAUUUGUCAGAUUGAGGAGAUGCUAAGUCCAUCUGUCAUAUAUCUUUUUCUAAUGCAAAAGAAUGAUUAUUGGAAAAGGCGCCAAGCUGGUCCAUCCCAUAAUGUUAAGAACUGAGCUUAGCAUCUAGUUCCCCUCUUCCAGUCUUUGUUCUGGGUUACACUAGGUUGUGUUGUGAAAACAUCUAGAUAAAAGAACUUGUGGUUGAAGUGCAUUGUGGUUGUGCUGCGUUUGACCGGCUGUCAAGCCAUUGACCAGUUAUGAAACUCAAAUCUUUUUUUUUUAUUUUGCAAUUUCUUGGUAGUGGAUUUGCGAUUAUGGAAUGAUCGUGUUGUAUUGAUGCUGCAAUAUUAGUUGCUUUAAGUCA
Messenger RNA from Tripterygium wilfordii, 1327 nucleotides. Its product is annotated as probable proteasome inhibitor. The record is from RefSeq and is a predicted model, not a curated record. The coding region runs from base 104 to 988 and encodes 294 amino acids. Gene Ontology annotation, molecular function: proteasome binding; endopeptidase inhibitor activity. Gene Ontology annotation, biological process: proteasome-mediated ubiquitin-dependent protein catabolic process. The transcript has 9 exons. Lineage: Eukaryota; Viridiplantae; Streptophyta; Magnoliopsida; Celastrales; Celastraceae.